AUGAAAAUAAAACUAACCGAAGACGGUGUUGUGUGGGUUCAUGGCGACCUGAUUCUUGGCGGCAUCUCCAAUCAGACGCUCGGAGUCGGUGAAAGCGACGUACGAUGGAGUGGUUCUGUUUCCUUGGUCGUUGGCAAUGAUCUCGACCUUUCCGUGCUGGAAGACUCCAACGCAGGAGUAGGUGGUUCCGAGAUCGAUUCCAACUGCGUUGUGCUUGCUCAUUUUACUGAAAGAAAAUGA
This is a messenger RNA of Caenorhabditis remanei, 240 nucleotides long. RefSeq lists its product as uncharacterized. The transcript has a single exon. The coding region runs from base 1 to 240 and encodes 79 amino acids. NCBI's taxonomy places the organism in Eukaryota, Metazoa, Nematoda, Chromadorea, Rhabditida, Rhabditidae. The record is from RefSeq and is a predicted model, not a curated record.